Molecule: messenger RNA, 2095 nt
Organism: Panicum hallii
Lineage: Eukaryota; Viridiplantae; Streptophyta; Magnoliopsida; Poales; Poaceae
Product: anti-sigma-I factor RsgI6-like
Exons: 3
Coding region: 119-1858 (579 amino acids)
Biological process (GO): carbohydrate metabolic process
Molecular function (GO): hydrolase activity, hydrolyzing O-glycosyl compounds
Source: RefSeq, a predicted model, not a curated record
AGCCAAUCAGCCAUAAACAGCACCCGAGCUCUUCGAUCCAUUGGCGCUCCAGCUUCGUUCUGCAUCGUCUACUCCGAUCCAGCCUCCUCGCCCCUUCGAUCUCGGUUGAUAGCUUGGCAUGGCGUUCGCUGAGGAGGAGACGGCUCACUUUGGCAUGAACCUUGUCGAGGGCCACUGCGACUCCGAGGACGGCCUCGCCGGCUGGGCUCCGUCGGGCUCGUGCACGCUCUCCGAGCACGCCGAGGACCCGGCGCCGGACGCGCUUCCUCCGCCGCUGGCAGCCACGGCUGACGACGACGACGAUGAAGAGGAGGCGGUCCGGCGCGCGCGCAAGCCCAGCGGCCGGUACGUCCUCGCGGCGCACCGCAGGGACGAGAAGGAUGGGCUGUGCCGGGCGCUCUCGCGCGCGCCGAGGCCCAAGGUCACGUACCGGGUGGCCGGGUGGGUCGGCGUGGGCGACGGCGGCGCGGAGGGCUCCCACGCCGUGCACGUCGAGGUCCGCGUGGACGACCACCGCCGGGUCGGCGGCGGCGUGGUCGUCGUCGAGCCCGGGAAGUGGGGCGACAUCAAGGGCUCGUUCCGGGUCGACGACGACGACGAGCCGCCGCGCUCCGCCAAGGUGUACGUGCACGGCCCGCCGGCCGGGGUGGAUCUCAAGGUCAUGGACCUGCAGGUGUGCGCCGUGAACAAGAUCCCAAGGCUCAGGCACCUCAGGAAGAAGGCUGACAGGGUGCGCAAGCGUGACGUGAUCCUGAAGCUCAGCAGCCGGGCGGAGGACGGCGUGUCGAGCGUCGCCGGAGCGCACAUCCAGGUGAUCCAGGUCCAGAACAGCUUCCCCAUCGGGUCGUGCAUCACCAAGGCGGGCAUCCAGAACCCCGAGUACGUGGACUUCUUCACCAAGCACUUCGACUGGGCCGUGCUCGAGAACGAGCUCAAGUGGUACUACACGGAGGCCGUCCAGGGUCAGGUGAGCUACGCCGACGCCGACGAGCUCAUCGACUUCUGCGACCGGCACGGCAAGCCGGUGCGCGGGCACUGCAUCUUCUGGGCGGUGGAGAACGCGGUGCAGCCGUGGGUCCGCGCGCUGAACAGCGACAAACUCCGCGCCGCCGUGGAGGCCCGGCUGCGCGGCCUGGUGUCGCGCUACGCCGGGCGGUUCCCGCACUACGAGGUGAACAACGAGAUGCUGCACGGCGCCUUCUUCCAGCAGCGCCUGGGCGACGACGCCAACGCGCACAUGUUCCGGGAGACGGCGCGGAUCGACCCGGCGCCGGCGCUGUUCGUGAACGACUACAACGUGGAGAGCGCCAACGACCCCAACGCGACGCCUGAGAAGUACGUGGCGCUGGUCACGGACCUGCAGCGGCGCGGCGCGCCGGUGGGCGGGAUCGGGAUCCAGGGCCACGUGACGCACCCCGUCGGGGACAUCAUCUGCGACGCGCUGGACAAGCUCGCCGUCACGGGGCUCCCCGUCUGGGUGACGGAGCUGGACGUGUCGGCCGCCGACGAGGCCGUGCGCGCCGACGACCUGGAGAUCGUGCUCCGGGAGGCGUUCGCGCACCCGGCCGUGGAGGGCGUCAUGCUGUGGGGGUUCAUGCAAGGCCACAUGUGGCGCUCCCACGGGCAGCUCGUCAACGCCGACGGCAAGCUCACCGAGGCCGGGAGCCGCUUCGCGGGGCUCCGGCGGGAGUGGACGUCGCACGCGAGGGGGAAGGUGGACGCCAGCGGGAAGUUCAAGUUCAGGGGGUUCCACGGCACGUACCAGGUGUUCCUCACGACGGCCGCCGGCGAGGUGAAGAAGCAGACGUUCGACGUCAAAAAGGGGGACGCGCCGCUCGUGCUCGACAUGAAUUUCUAGCCUUCUGCUCGCACCGUACACACAUUGGCCGCGGUGAUUACGUUUUACGACCAGGAUUAUUAGUACCAUUUACUUAUUCGUAUAUUGGGAUUGGGGUGAUGCAUAGAUAUUACAGGGGUGAAAAAAUGGUAUGUAUCUGUAGUAAUGGAAGUGCGUGGAAGCUUGGUAUUGUACACGGUAUUUAUUGAUGAAAAAACAGACUGCAGUAAAUAAACGAACAAUUUGUAUGGUUUUUGA